Messenger RNA from Capronia coronata CBS 617.96, 1143 nucleotides. Its product is annotated as mannan polymerase complexes MNN9 subunit. Bases 1 to 1143 code for a protein of 380 amino acids. The record is from RefSeq and is a predicted model, not a curated record. Gene Ontology annotation, cellular component: mannan polymerase complex. Lineage: Eukaryota; Fungi; Ascomycota; Eurotiomycetes; Chaetothyriales; Herpotrichiellaceae. Gene Ontology annotation, biological process: cell wall mannoprotein biosynthetic process; protein N-linked glycosylation. Gene Ontology annotation, molecular function: alpha-1,6-mannosyltransferase activity. The transcript has 2 exons.
AUGGCCUACUUCGACAUGCGCCAGAAGCGCAGCGGGAACCGCACCACUUUUCUCGGUGUCCUGCUUGGUGUUGUCUUCAUCUACUUCAUCUACAGUAUUCGAACCGCACCCGCCGGAACCUCAGAUCCAUCCCUGCGGUCACAAAGUGCGCUGGUCGCCGAAAAUCCCCUCUCACCACCCACCUCGGGCUUCCGCAAGCAACAGAAAGUCGAGGGUUCCGACGCCGUCCUCCCUCCGCCUCCGGUCGUCCACUAUCAACUCAACAACCUGACCGCGUCAGCCUUUCCGGCCUUGAACAACGAGAAAAUCCUCAUCCUGACCCCCUUGGCCCGUUUCUACCCGGAAUACUGGUCCAAUCUUGUCGCGCUCAAUUACCCUCACCAGCACAUCAGUCUAGGCUUCAUCACGCCCAAGACAAAAGAAGGAAAUGCGGCAACGGCUGCCCUACAAGAGGCCAUCCGAAAAACUCAGUCCGGCCCGCAGGGACAACGAUUCCAGUCUGUAACGAUCCUCCGGCAAGAUUUCGACCCUCCCAUCACCUCUCAAGAUGAAAAGGAGCGUCACAAGAUGGAGAACCAGAAAGAGCGUCGUGCGUCUAUGGCUCGCGCACGAAACAGUCUUUUGUUCACCACCAUCGGUCCCCACACAUCCUGGGUCCUGUGGCUGGACUCAGACAUCAUUGAGACACCGCCCACGUUGAUUCAAGAUCUGGCCAGCCACGACAAAGCCAUUAUCGUCCCCAAUUGUUAUCAGCGAUAUAUUGACGAUAAAGGACAAGAAGGUGUUCGACCUUACGACUACAACUCCUGGAGAGAUAGCGACAUUGCUCAAGAGAUGGCGUCUCAAAUGGGACCGGACGAGAUCCUACUGGAAGGGUAUGCUGAGAUGCCUACAUACCGCACUCUGAUGGCAAUGUCGGCGAAGGUUGGUGCUGACCGUGACGAACGUCGCCUGAUGCCCCUGGACGGUGUUGGCGGCACCGCUUUGUUGGUCAAAGCCGAAGUGCACCGAGAUGGCGCCAUGUUUCCGCCCUUUCCCUUCUAUCAUCUCAUUGAGACAGAGGGUUUCGCCAAAAUGGCCAAGCGUCUUCACUUUGAUGCUUUCGGCCUGCCCGACUAUUUCGUGUACCACUACAACGAAUGA